AUGAGCGACCUUGUUACAGCUGUUCUGGGCCUCGUCGCACUUGUUAUGAGGCAAACAAACAUUUUCUGGAUUGUGGUCUGGAUGGGUGGCCUGGAAACUGUUCAUGCAGUCAAGACGUUGCGACCGGAGCGUGCGUCUCAACCAUGGCCGACCUCUCUUGUUGAGCAGGUGAAAUUCUUUGCUUGGAGAUGCUCGAUGGGCGACGUACACGAUCCACCGUUGAAUAUGGCGUGGCCAGAUGAUAUGCUCCGUGUUAUCAUCGGCCUGGCCUUUGCAGCUCUAUGUAACCCUGUUCGAGUGAUUCGACAGAUUUGGCCGUACUUGUCAGUACUUGUUGUCUUUACUGGGUUUGUGUGGUGGAAUGGCGGUGUUGUUCUCGGCGACAAAUCUAACCACGUGGCCACCCUCCAUCUCGCCCAGUUAUUGUAUAUCUGGCCGUUGUUUGCCUUCUUCUCCUUUCCGCUUCUUUUGCCUUUGGCGGUCAAUGCCUCUGGCAUAGGCGCCAGAUUGAACAGCUCGGAGCCGGGCCAGAGCAGCACGGAGCAGAGAUGUAUCACCGCAACGGCAACAACAACAACAACAACAAGCUCAGCCAUUGCAGAAUCCGGACAGUCGGGAAUCCUGCAACGGAGAAGACCCUUCAAGUUCCACUCUGGCGCUGUUCCUCAAACUCAAAACCAGGCUGCAUCACCAUCGCAGCUCUCGCCGGCCCCGGAAACCACGUCUUGGAGGUUUUGUACAAAGGUGUUUAUCUGGGCGGUGUACCACCUCACCAUCUUGGCCGCGUCGCUCGGAGUCAUCAAAUACAACACCAUCGUUCAUCCCUUCACCUUGGCCGACAAUCGGCACUACAUGUUUUACAUCUUUCGAUACACGAUCCGUCGCGGGGGCGGGUUCCGUUUGCUGCUGGUUUUGCCCUACACGGUAUGCCGGUGGAUGAUAUGGAGCAUUCUUGAAGGCCGGGGCCAUGACUGGGCGAGAGCGAAGAGUGCUUGUAGCCUUGUUCAUCCUGGACCAUUCAUCAGCGAGUGCGACAAGAAGAGAGAGGCAGCAGAUGCAGAGCGUACCAGGAACGAGCGGGGUCGGGACUCGGAGCUGCGCGACCCUCUCGUUUCCUGUGCUGAGCCAGUACCGACUUCUACCGCACUCGUGCUAUUUCUGACCACUUGUCUUUCACUCAUGACGGCGCCGCUCGUUGAGCCGCGAUACUUUAUCCUCCCCUGGGUGAUGUGGCGGUUGUUGGUGCCGGCAAGGAGGUUGCCUGAUGACGACAUUGCCCAGCGGGGAUCAUCCGAUGGCACAAGUCAACGCCUCCUGGCCAGAGCAGCUGUGGCCGUUUUGAGACGGCGUGACCUGGGUCUCUUUUCGGAGACGCUUUGGUUCCUAGUCAUCAACGGGGUUACUGGAUGCCUGUUCAUCGUCAAGCCCUACGUUUGGAGGGAUGAGACGGGGCAACCGCUGGACGAAGGGCGGCUGCAGCGAUUCAUGUGGUAG
Molecule: messenger RNA, 1494 nt
Organism: Ustilaginoidea virens
Lineage: Eukaryota; Fungi; Ascomycota; Sordariomycetes; Hypocreales; Clavicipitaceae
Exons: 3
Coding region: 1-1494 (497 amino acids)
Biological process (GO): protein N-linked glycosylation; dolichol-linked oligosaccharide biosynthetic process
Cellular component (GO): endoplasmic reticulum
Molecular function (GO): dolichyl pyrophosphate Glc2Man9GlcNAc2 alpha-1,2-glucosyltransferase activity
Source: RefSeq, a predicted model, not a curated record